AUGGAAUUUAUUCAAGCAUGCUAUGAAGCGUAUAUUAUUUAUUGUUUUCUAAUUUUACUAACAAAAUAUCUUGGUGGUCAUCGAGGUGUAGAAGAGGCGAUCACACGUAAAGAAAAUAUUCAUUUGGCAUUUCCAUUUGGAUAUUGUUUUAAACCAUUACCAAAUGUAAAAUGGGUAUGGUAUUUUAAAGUUGGUCUUUUACAAUAUUCAUGGAUUACGCCAAUAUGUUUAGGUAUAGCUAUUGUUUUGAAUUUAGCAAAUGUUUAUGGUAAUGGUCUAUGGAAAGUUAAUCGAGGCUAUCCAUAUAUUACAAUUAUAAUUAAUAUUAGUCAAGCAUUAGCUUUGUACUCUUUAAUAACAUUCUACAGUAAUUUGAAAGAUGAAUUAAAACCAUUUCAACCACUUGCAAAAUUUAUUGCGAUAAAACUUCUUGUUUUCUUCAUCUUUUGGCAAUCAGUUGUAAUGAGUGUUCUCGCAGCUCUUAACGUUCUUCAAAGUACACUAUGUGAUCCACAAGUCAAUGCCUAUUGUCACGGCUCAACAACAGGAUUUACAGUUGAGCAAGAGAAAAUUUUAUUAUCAAAUGGAUUGAUCUGUGUUGAAAUGUUCUUCUUUUCAAUUGCUCAUCAUUGGAUUUUCGGUUGGGAACAGUAUGCAACAAAUGAAGAACUUCAAAAGCUCAUCGAAUCUCGAUCCCCUCAAAUGACUAACAAUAACAAUGAGAUUGAUGAAUAG
Molecule: messenger RNA, 735 nt
Organism: Rotaria sp. Silwood1
Lineage: Eukaryota; Metazoa; Rotifera; Eurotatoria; Philodinida; Philodinidae
Source: the annotation of a GenBank genome assembly